This is a messenger RNA of Gloeophyllum trabeum ATCC 11539, 594 nucleotides long. RefSeq lists its product as uncharacterized. The transcript is spliced from 3 exons. The record is from RefSeq and is a predicted model, not a curated record. The annotation marks the transcript as partial. Lineage: Eukaryota; Fungi; Basidiomycota; Agaricomycetes; Gloeophyllales; Gloeophyllaceae.
CGUGCUGACCCACAUACCUUUGACCGACUCAUUGAGAAGAUCAGCAGUGAUUCUGUGUUCCAAAACAACUCUCUGAACAGCCAGCUCCCCAUCGACCAACAGCUUGUGAUAACACUCUAUCAUUUUGGUCACAAUGGAAAUGCCGCAGGUCUUCAGAAUGUGGCAAACUGGGCUGGUGUGGCCAAGGGGACUGUCCUGCUGGCUAUGAGGCAUGUGAUAACAGCCAUCCUCCACCCCGGAUUCAUGAAAGAGGCUGCAAAGCGCUGGGUGCAUGCUUAUUCGUGUCGCACUUGGCGUGAUGGAUGGUGCCUUGUUGAGGGCACUCUCAUACCUCUCCAUGAUCGACCGUUUUGGUACAGCGAGAGCUGUUUUGAUCAAAAAUGUAACUAUUCUUUGAAUAUUCAGGUGGUCUUGUUGCCAAACCUGCGCAUCAUUGACUUCGGCUAUGGCUUUACAGGUAGUACACAUGAUUCAAUGGCUUGGGAGGGGACUAGGAUAGCACAAGAGGCUGAGGAUGCUUUUGAAGGUGAAGAGUUUAUUUGGGCCGACUCCGCAUAUCCAAUCAAAACUUGGCUUGUUGCUCCUUAUAAAAAG